CAACACACAAACAACGUACUUAAAGCGCAUAAAUUUAGCACAAGUAAAGAAGCCUAUAGUAUAACCAAACUCACUAAGCAAUAGCAGCUCUUAUUUAAGCCCAUUUGCUCGCUACGCCACGCUCGUUACGCCUGCUAUGCUACACGCUCUCCGUUUCUCCACCGCCACUCCCACGCGGCUCGCUAAACCAACGUUCAGCUUCCGCUCGAUCCUAGAACAAAAAACUGAUUACAUCAAUGCCGCCACCAAGCGCGGACUUUUACCUGACGUCAUUGCCUCCAUCCAUAGCCUUGAUGGGCUACACCAUGACUACGCCACGCUCCGCGCCGAGGUCAGCCGCCUUAAGGGUUCCAGAAACACCCUUGGCAAAGAAAUGAAGGAUAAAUCACUCAACCCGGACGUCAGAGCCAGUAUAGUGACCCAGCUUGGCCAGUCUAAGACCGUUCUUAAGGACUUGGAGGCUCGACUCAAAACGUCGGAGCACGAAUUGUACGCAGUGGCUGACAAAUUGCCGAACUUAAUCGAUGCCUCCACGCCAACUGAUGGUAAACCCAAACUCGUCCGCUGGAUCAACGAAAAACCGACAAAAACCAUCCCGUUAUCCCACAGAGACAUCGGGGAGAAACUCAAUCUCCUCGACUUUAUCACUGCUGCCCAGGUUUCCGGCGGCUCCUGGUACUAUCUCUUGAACGACGGUGCCUUGCUCGAGCAGGCGCUUAUCCAGUACGCCAUUUCCAAGGCUCGUGCCCAUGGAUUCCAUAUGGUUGUGCCACCAUCCAUCGUCAAACAGUCGCUCGUCCACGCAUGUGGCUUCCAGCCGCGCGAUCAGGGCGGAGAGCAGCAGGUGUACCAGCUUGCAGGACCAAAUGAGGGACUCAGUUUGACCGGGACCGCGGAGAUCCCGCUUGCGGGGCUAGGGUUGGGACGCACCUUUGAGAAGGAAGCACUUCCGGUAAAGUAUGUCGGGGUCAGCCGUUCCUACCGAGCCGAAGCCGGUGCCAGAGGCAAAGACACCAAGGGUUUGUACCGUGUUCAUGAGUUUACUAAGGUGGAGUUGUUUGUGUACUCGACGCCAGAACAAUCGACUCAGUUGCUAGAAGAUCUUCUCCAGUUCCAGAUCGAAAUGAUUGAGGAGCUUGGUUUGACUGCCAAGGUCUUGGACAUGCCAUCGAAUGAUUUGGGUGCUCCAGCGUAUAAAAAGUAUGACAUCGAGGCCUGGAUGCCCGGCAGAGGUGAUUUCGGCGAGGUAACCUCCAGUUCCAACUGCACCGACUACCAGUCGCGUCGCUUGGGCGCGCGUUUCAUCAACCGUGCGGGCGCUAACCAGUUAGACUUUGUACACACCUUGAACGGGACCGCCGUUGCCGUUCCCAGGCUCAUAGUCGCCAUCUUGGAAAACUUUUACGACGAAGCAACCGAGAGCGUGGCCAUCCCAGAGGUGUUAAGGAAAUAUAUGGACGGGAAGGACCGCAUUGUGAAGUGUUAAUAAAUCGGUGUCUUGUAUUGUCUCAGUAUUCUGCCAUCAGUAGAGUGGUUUGUAUAUAGUCUACGAAUCUCACGCAUCUAGAA
Messenger RNA from Babjeviella inositovora NRRL Y-12698, 1569 nucleotides. Its product is annotated as putative serine--tRNA ligase. The transcript has a single exon. The record is from RefSeq and is a predicted model, not a curated record. The coding region runs from base 374 to 1486 and encodes 370 amino acids. NCBI's taxonomy places the organism in Eukaryota, Fungi, Ascomycota, Pichiomycetes, Serinales. Gene Ontology annotation, molecular function: ATP binding; tRNA binding; serine-tRNA ligase activity. Gene Ontology annotation, cellular component: mitochondrion. Gene Ontology annotation, biological process: mitochondrial seryl-tRNA aminoacylation.